This is a messenger RNA of Rhodotorula toruloides NP11, 2217 nucleotides long. Its product is annotated as GTPase activating protein. The transcript is spliced from 5 exons. The coding region runs from base 1 to 2217 and encodes 738 amino acids. Lineage: Eukaryota; Fungi; Basidiomycota; Microbotryomycetes; Sporidiobolales; Sporidiobolaceae. The record is from RefSeq and is a predicted model, not a curated record.
AUGUCGGCGAUCGCUCAGGCGUUGACGUCGGAGGACGAGAGAGCGAUACAGCUGCACGGCUCGCCUGGCAGGGGAUCGCGGUUGAGCGUCCAGCCAUCAGCGUCGACCUCCUCGAAGCCGUCCGGGACGACAGGUGCCGUCGGAGCGGGAGUCGAGGAGUUCGAGGGGAGCAGGUCGAACGUGAUGGGCAGCUUCGUAACAGGCGCAAGCACACCGCCGCCGCGCACGACGAGCCUUGCGCCGUCCUCGACCCACGACUCGCCCGAACAGUCUCGCUCGCGAGAACCGUCGACUUCGAGCGUUGCAUCGUCUAACGCGGGCCAGAACUUCUCGUGGAACGGAGGCAUCAAUUCUAGGACCCCGCCGCAGGUAGCGACCGACGGGAAUCGUGCGCAGACGGACGCCUUUCCUCCCGCCAUCCUUGCGCAUCCUCCGCAGCUGGCAUCCAGCUCUGCGGCAGCCUUUCCUCCUGCAUCUGCCACCCCUUCUCAGAACUCUACACCUCAGAAGCUUGCGACAGCCAGCUCUUCCUCACAGCCGUCGCCCGCCAUGCCGUCCUUCCCUUCGAACCGCACGCUUGCCAACUCGAACAGCCUCUCCGUCUCGUCGUCCUACUCCAACGUCACGUCCAAUUCUUCGCACCUCCCCGCACCGAACGCUUCGCCCUACCCUCCUUCGGGCGCCUCCUUCACCAGCUUUACCGACCCAGACGGCGUCGCAGCUCUUGUUCAGCAGCUGUACGCUCGCUUGGACGAACAAGGCGUGCCGGGAGAUGGCUGGUCGGAGGGAAAGGAGCGCAGUCGAGAUGGCAUCAUCUUGCGGGAAGACCUCUCGACGGAAGGACUGAACCGCUCAACUGCUUCGAAAGGGAAGCAUGUCGCGCUGCCGAUGAGCCCCGAGGAAGAAGCGAAGGCGGACCACGUGCUCAAGCGGGUCGACCGAUACGGCUUCUUCUCGCAAUCGCACCCAGCGGCACUCGGCAGCCAGUACAACCGACUGGCGACGCUCUCUGCUGCCCCCUUCUCGACCAUUCCGUCUAUGUCCUCAAAGCGGACGCCUCGACCUUCGACGAGCGGGACCACCUCCGCAAAACCUUCGCCAGCCCGACCCGACGCUCGCACCCAUCCGAACCGACAGUCGACCGUCUCACUCCUGCCCUCGACGGACAUCGCCCCCGAAUCUACUGCCCGAGAAACGCGGCGGAUCGACAAAUGGUCGGCGAUGUUGUCCGUCGCUCGACGAGAUCCUGGCGGCAACGCGCAAGACUGGGUUAUCGCCUCGUCUUGGUGGAGCGGGCGAGUACCAGGAGGAGGUGGCGGGCAGAGCGGCAAGUACCGCAAGCUGCAGCGGCGGGUCUUCAAGGGAAUCCCAGACCGCUGGCGGCGGGCGGUAUGGGGCUUGAUGAUGGAGAAGAUGGCGAGCGAGGUCGAGCCAAGCGGACGAAGUCGCUUGCCGUCUCUCGACGAGCUCGAGCGCGAGUACGAGCAGCUGCUCGAUCAGCCAUACGUCCAAGACACGCAAAUCGACCUCGACGUCCCGCGAACGAUUUCUGGCCACGUCCUCUUCCACACGCGGUAUGGGCAGGGACAGCGCGCGCUCUUCCAUAUCCUGCACUCGUUUGGUCUGCGGAGCGAGGAGGUCGGGGGGUAUUGUCAAGGGAUGGGCCCGAUUGCAGCGACCCUGCUGUGCUACUUCGAGCCGGAGCGCGCCUACGCCUGCCUCUCCCGCCUCUUCGAUCAAUAUCGCCUCGAGCACAUCUUCGCUCCCGGCUUUCCCGGCCUCGUCGAGGCGUUCUACGUUCAGGAGCGGCUAGUCGAGCUGCUCAUGCCCGCAGUCCACGCCGCCUUUACCGACAACUUCAUCUUGACCUCGGCGUACGCAACCAAGUGGUACAUCACCCUUUUCGCCAACACCGUACCCUUCUCUACGCAGCUGCGCCUGUGGGACGGCUUCUUCCUCGAAGGUCUCGACUUCCUCAUCGUCACUGCCGUCGCGAUCAUCUGGCACUUCCAGCACGACUUCGCCGCGCCGUCCGCCUCGUUCGAGUCUAUUCUAUCAGUCCUCUCGUCCUAUUUCUUCGUCGAGUCGGACGACGCCCUCCUGCGCUGGAUCCGCAAGACGCUCCGCCUCAAGGGUCUGCGGGAGAGGAUGAAGGGGUGGAGGCAAGAGUGGCAGGGCUUUGUGCGAGACGGAACGAGCGAGGGACGAGUGACCUGA